CCAGGCUUGGAGUCUAAAUCCAAUACGGACUAGGGGAACUCUGUUGCUGAUAUUCUUGCGCCAUACAGUAUUCACUCAACCCGAAUGGCAUAGGCGGCCCCUCGGAGCCUGCCAUCGUGAAAGCCUUGGGGCUGGAUCGAGACCUACGACUCUUCGACAAAUCUGGAUGUGAUAUUGAUCUACCGGAUGGUCGAGCAUUGGAGCUGGUCGCUCGGUUCUCCAAGCCCAUUAGCUGGGUCCGUGUCUCGAAUUCGAUCAGUCAGAGGCAAGCUCGCGGCCACCUGGCAUCUCUAUACACAACGCUUUCUGCCAUGGCAUGCCGGCUCUUGUCCGCAGCCUGGGGGCCGUUCUCCCACGCGUUUUGGUUUCUUUGGCGCCGUGUACCGAGCCGUGUCCGAAUUCGGGCCUACGCUGUGCUUUAUCGUGCUGGCAGGUUUGUGUACGGGCCCACUGCUAUCAAAGUGCAGAGACUACCCUGCAAUAUGUUCAUCAAGUAUUGCAGUGUGUCUUCGGACGGGCCUUUACGGAACGAAUACGGCGCCUUGCAGCUGAUUCGAAGGUACUCGAAUCUUAACGUGCCACGGCCGCUAGACUUCGUCUCUGAUUCGGAGCGAUCCUACAUGGUGACGUCCCGCAUUCCUGGGCACAGGCUGGGCGAGAUGUUCACUGUGCUUACCGACGACCAGUUGCACAAGUUGGGUAUGGAACUGAACGAUUUUCUUGCCAAGCUUCGUGCCAUGCCCAAGGAAGUGAGGCCUGGUACGGCGCCAAUGAAGGCUGUCACCGGCGCUACAGGUGGAGGUUGUCAUCAUGUCCGGAUGGAGUUGAUCUCUGGAACGCGAAAACCAAACGGUCCAUUCGCAACCGAGGAGGAUUUUCACGAGUUCCUUCGCACACGACGGCCUCCACCCCCCGACGAGAUCCAGCGUGGUGGGCAUGACAUCGUCUUGACUCACGGCGAUCUAUCACAACGGAAUAUCAUCGUUGAUGGUGACGGGAGGCUGGCUGGUAUUGUGGACUGGGAACACUCUGGCUGGUAUCCGACGUAUUGGGAAUUCACCAGCUUCCGGUUUGGGCUGGAAUCAAGGUAUACGCCACAGCGGCUGUUGGACUUGGCCGACGACAUCUUUCAGGGUUUGGGGGACUUCGAACAUGAACUUGCGGUGGAACGGCGGCUAUGGGCACGGAUCUUUUGAACGGGAGAUGUCCAGCACUCAAGAUACCCGGCCUAUCACACCUCAAUUCGAUCU
Messenger RNA from Thermothielavioides terrestris NRRL 8126, 1250 nucleotides. RefSeq lists its product as uncharacterized. NCBI's taxonomy places the organism in Eukaryota, Fungi, Ascomycota, Sordariomycetes, Sordariales, Chaetomiaceae. The record is from RefSeq and is a predicted model, not a curated record. The coding region runs from base 312 to 1196 and encodes 294 amino acids. The transcript has a single exon.